Molecule: messenger RNA, 2324 nt
Organism: Humulus lupulus (European hop)
Lineage: Eukaryota; Viridiplantae; Streptophyta; Magnoliopsida; Rosales; Cannabaceae
Product: putative 3,4-dihydroxy-2-butanone kinase
Exons: 20
Coding region: 174-1955 (593 amino acids)
Biological process (GO): glycerol catabolic process
Cellular component (GO): cytosol
Molecular function (GO): ATP binding; glycerone kinase activity
Source: RefSeq, a predicted model, not a curated record
GAAGACAAAUAUCAAUAUUCAACCAAAAAAAUAAAAUAAAUUAAUUUAAUAUUCUGGCUCUCUGACGACGGAAAAACCAGUAUUCCGCCAGGGGAGAGAGGAGGAGGGCAUUUUGAUUGACUUGUUUCAUCACCAUACUCUCUCUGUUCUCUGACUGUGAUUCCUCUUUCGCCAUGGCUUUUCAGGGCAAGAAGCUCAUCAACAACCCCAAUGAUGUGGUGACCGAGUUCAUUGAGGGUCUUGUGGAAACGUACCCUGGCCUGCAAUACUUAGAUGGCUUUCCUCAGGUGAAGGUUGUAUUACGUGCUGAUGUUUCUGCUGCAACGUACGAUAAAGUUGCUAUUAUAUCAGGAGGUGGAAGUGGGCAUGAGCCUGCACAUGCUGGAUUUGUUGGGGAAGGGAUGCUGACAGCAGCAAUUUGUGGGGAUGUUUUUGCCUCUCCACCUGUUGAUUCAAUUCUAGCUGGCAUUCGAGCUGUAACUGGUCCAAUGGGGUGUCUUCUUAUUGUCAAGAAUUAUACUGGUGACCGCUUAAAUUUUGGUUUGGCUGCUGAACAAGCAAAGUCUGAAGGUUAUAACAUUGAGAUUGUGUUUGUUGGAGAUGAUUGUGCAUUACCUCCACCUAGAGGCAUAGCUGGUCGAAGGGGUUUGGCUGGGACGAUUCUUGUUCACAAGGUUGCUGGGGCUGCAGCUGCUGCUGGGCUUUCACUUGCUCUUGUUGCUGCAGAGGCCAAACGGGCAUCUGAAAUGGUUGGAACAAUGGGUGUUGCACUAUCUGUUUGCACACUGCCUGGUCUAGUUACAUCAGAUCGUUUGGGCCCAGGAAAGAUGGAACUGGGUCUUGGAAUUCAUGGAGAACCUGGUGCUGCUGUGGCUGACCUUCAACCAGUUGAUGUAGUUGUUUCUCAUGUUUUGAAUCAGAUACUAUCAUCGGAGAACAACUAUGUUCCGAUUACGAGAGGAAACAGAGUUGUCCUAAUGAUUAACGGUUUAGGUGCCACUCCUGUGAUGGAACUAAUGAUUGCUUCUGGAAAAGCAGUACCAAAGUUGCAACUGGAGCAUGGACUGGCGGUUGAUAGAGUGUAUACAGGAUCAUUUAUGACUUCUCUUGAUAUGGCAGGUUUCUCGAUUUCCAUCAUGAAAGCGGAUCAAGCUAUUUUGCAACUUUUGGAUGCUCCAACUAAAGCUCCAGCUUGGCCUGUUGGUGUUGACGGUAGUCAUCCACCACCCAAAAUUCCUGUUCCCGUGCCUCCAUCUCGUUCUACAAAGAGUGAUGAGUCAUUAGGUCGGCCGCUUCAACUGAGUGAAGAAGGUCAGAUUCUUGAGGCGGCUAUUGAAGCAGCUGCAAAUGCAGUAAUCAAGAUCGUGGAUAGUUUGAAUGAGUGGGACAGUAGAGCAGGUGAUGGUGACUGUGGGUCAACAAUGUAUAAAGGUGCAGCUGCGAUAUUAAAUGACUUGGAAACUUAUCCUCUGAAUGAUGCUGCUGAAACGGUGAAUGAAAUCGGAUCAUCUAUUGGAAAAGCUAUGGGAGGAACAAGCGGGAUCAUAUAUAGUAUAUUUUGUAAGGCAUUUUACGGACAAUUAAAAAUAAGCACCCGGUCAGAUGUCACAGCAAAGAAAUGGGCUGAAGCACUCGAAGCUGCUAUUGCCGCAGUUAGUAAAUAUGGGGGAGCCAGUGCUGGCUAUCGCACAUUGUUAGAUGCCUUAAUUCCAGCUUCAACAGUUCUCCAGGAGAAGUUAAAUGCUGGGGAAGACUCUGUUACUGCUUUUCUCCUUUCAUCCGAAGCAGCUUUGGCUGGGGCUGAGUCAACCAUACACAUGCAGGCACAGGCCGGCCGGUCAACCUAUGUGCCCGAGGAGAUACUUGCAUCGGUUCCAGAUCCAGGAGCAAUGGCUGCAGCAUCAUGGUAUAGAGCAGCAGCUUUAGCUGUUAAGGACAAGUGCCAGCCUUCGUGAUUAUGUAUACGCCCUGCCCCUUAUGCGUCGAUGAUCAAUUCGUGCUCUUUUUUUUGGCUGCAGAUCAACCAACAAAAUCCUUUUUCUUUUUGCUCGUCAUUUAUAAUUUACGGUCUUAACAAUUUUAAGCUUUCCGCUUGUGCUUUUUUAUGCAUAAUGCCGAGAGAGUUGAGCGCGCCCAUGCGUGUCUUGAUGUUUGUUUUUUGAGACUUGGAGACUAAGGUGUUUUAACUAUACAAACAUGUUUGUUGACAUCACUCACACACACACUCAGAAUAAUUUGCAUUUUUAAAUAUUUGGAGUUGGAAAUAGGAGGAGGAAUGGUUGUAACUUGUAACCUAUCCUCAUUUUAUUUUAUUUUUAUGUUCA